AUGUCUGAAGAAGAUGUGUUUGAGAUCAAUGACUUUAGCACUUCUUCGGACUGGGAACGAUUCAUUGCCGAUUUAGAGGAAAUACUAACACAAUGGAACCUUGGUGGAGCAAAUGAUGAUCUUUCUCUUGAGGAAGAUGACGCCAAAAGUGAUAAAAUUGGUGCUAAACAACAGGGCGCAUCUACCACUACAGCCUCCUCAAAGCUUUUCUCUGACCCUAGCCUGUGGACACAACAGCAAGACCAGCUCAAGUUUGGCAAAGUGGCCUUUACACUGACGCUUUACACCUUUCAAAAUGCAAAGCCUGAAGAAAAACUUGAAAGCACUUCAACCGAAAGACCACCAUCAUCAAAGUCAAUGCGCCCACUAAACCGAGCUUGGCGAGAAAUGAACUCAAUUGACCAUGAUUGGCCAGCCUCUGGGCAUCCGCUUGUUCGCUACUAUGGCUUCAGUCAGUUUAUAGUACUCUGUCCUUUGAAGCUCGAGACGAUUGACACCGAAGAUCGGAUUCGCCACUUACUCGGCUCUUCUGCUAUUGCCUUGAAUAAUAUCAACUGUGAAGUGCCUUUCUUUUGUCAAAUCUGCCAGCCUAGUCGUCGUCUCUUUUCUGGUGUUCUCAAUAUCAACAACGGCUACCGAACGUAUUUUGAUAUGAUCCAGUUUUCUGAUGUGCCUCCAUCUUUCCAGUACCUUUCCGAUUUGAUGGUUCUGUUUAAGAAAAAGUUGUAUCCCAUCUUUUCAUAUUCUUCAGUGCACCGUGAAAAGACUUCCCCAGCAAAUUCUCCCAUUGAGCAAUCUAAAAUUCGAAUGUCAAUCAGAUUUACCUACCUUUUAUCAGCUUGGCCGCCACAGUAUCUUCAAUUCAAUGGCAAUGCGCCUAAUCAUCCUGCCUUGGAGCAGUUUGUUUACUUUCGGGCGGAUUUCAAACCUUUCGAGCUGCUUUUCCGGCCAAUCAGCUUUCAGCUAGUGGCCAACCAGUACGCUGAUCCACUGAAGCAGCUACAGUUGGCUACCACUUGGCCUUCAGUGUCUGAAGAGCUGAUAACGGACAAUGAAUUUCACAGUGAUCUACAGCCACGAAGUGCUCCCAAGUGGUCUCUUCGAGCAUUAUUUCUUGAUCCUAAAUCACAAAAGUCGAGCAUUGUACUGUGCCAUACUACCGAAUGGCUUUAUGCUUUCAUCAAUUUGCGCUACAAGUACAAAUCAGCAUUGCUACAAGCUUGUGGCCAGCAAAUCGAAAGCAGCGAUCCUUCUGACGUCGACGUUCGUUCUGCACUUGACCGAUUGGCAUCUCCCUCUAACCAGAUAUCAAAUCAGCUGUUUAACGUUCAGAAAAAUGUUUUUGGACAGUUGGAAAAGAAUUUCUUUGCGUCUGAUGGUGCAAAAUUGUCAAAUGCCGACGACAGUGUAAAGUUUUUGUUUGAACAGACUGCUUCUGAAGGACUUGAGGACGAUUCCGAAAAUCCCAACUGCGCCCAACUGAAAUCAUCACCUGUGGGCUCACUUUCUUGGCGAAUUUCCCUUUUAUUGGCCAACUCUUUUACCGAGCAGAAAAACAUAUCUACAGUGUCUGCCAUAUGGAGUGCUUUUGUGGAACGACUACGCUCACAUUGGAAGAAUUGUCAACUACUGCCAUUUAUAGAUGCCCAGCAAACAGAGAGCAUUGAUUACGGAAACUGUCUUUUUCAUCAAAAACUGCAAAUGCUCAACUGUUGCAUUCAGCAAAAAAAUAAAAGGGAACAAAAGAGCACUACUAGCUUAAAACUUGAUGACAAGUUAUCUGAAAAAGACGGAAAUGAGGAUGAUGAAGAUGAGUUUUUCGAUUGUCCUGAAGACGAACCUGAGUCGACCACUGAUGCCGACAAACCUGAAGGGCAAUUGGAAGUUUUUACUGAUUCAUCCAAAAACGUAGUGUACUUGUUGGAGAAACCAAACCGACCAAUAUACAUUCCUGUGACGCAGGACCCAGCCCCGAUGACUGAAGAUCAUCAUUACCGUCAGAUGCAGACACUUGCCGCGAUGAGCAACAAUCCUGAAGAUGUAAAACUCAAAAUUCGCCUUCAAUCAUCGGGUUUGCUUUCCGACAUGGAGGCGUUCAAAGCAGCCAAUCCGGGUGCUACUUUUGAGGAUUUUAUUCGGUGGCACUCACCCCGUGAUUGGAUUGAGUUAGACACUGAGGACCAUGAAAAGUCGUCCAAAGGUAGUAACAAAAAAGCUGUCCCCCGUUUCGGGUUGAGUCGUCGGAUGCGUGAAUCAACCAUGUGGGGAGAAAUAUGGGAACUAGCACGUCAAGUGCCCAUUUCUAGACAGAAAAGACUGUUUGACUACACAAAAGAGGCAGAGGGAAUUCUCCACUGGCUGCAAAAUGUAACCGUCAACCAGCUCAUUGAACUAGUUGGCCCUAUACUGGCAAAGGCAACGCUAAUACAAAUUCUACAAUUUCGUCAAGAGAUUCUCGACUUUGUUAGCGAUAACAUUUCAGAACCUAAAGCUACCACUGUUGAGCUGUUACCUUUUGAUUUUAACUCCUUUGAAGUUCAAUUCAAUCGAGGUGAUUAUGAUGGCUUAUGUUUAGAGCUCUCUACAGUUGAAUUCGAAGUGGUCAAGUUCUACUCUUUACUCAAAAAAAUCAUCUUUGCUUACGAGUCUGAUGUUAAAAAGCCAUUUAAGGAUUUGUACACCUCUGCUCAAAAGACGACAGCAGCGAAGCAAGCCGAUUCUCGAACCGCCUCAAACCGUGGAACAACUUUAAAAUCAGCUACAAAACUGGGAAGCGCAAUUUUAGGUACCUUUCAAAAGGACGACCUCAUUAAGUUUGUUACUCGACUACUGCUCGAGCCUGAUGUAGAGUUUUCCAGCUCUAACUGUAUAUCCAGUCUUGUGGUACGCAUGUUUUCAGAUAGCAGUCGGUUUCAGUACGAGUCAUCAACCAGUGUCGGUGAUCGCGUUGGGCUCAAUUCGGAGGAGCCAGAUCACCACAGUUUGUCUGAUGAGUCGGAAGAAGUCACUACUCAAAAAAAGCGUCUCGUCUUUUCGGUUCCUCAACUGCCCGCACCAACUGGCAAAGAGUUCAUCUUUCGCACGCAGACAGUCGCCAGACCAGCGCCUUACUCUCGACCCAGCUCUCAGCGCCUUUACUGCCUGAUUAGCCCGAAAAAGGAUUUUCGCAUAGCGACUGCCUUCACCGAAGAUACUGCUUACUUUUAA
This is a messenger RNA of Rhagoletis zephyria (snowberry fruit fly), 3207 nucleotides long. Lineage: Eukaryota; Metazoa; Arthropoda; Insecta; Diptera; Tephritidae. The record is from RefSeq and is a predicted model, not a curated record.